Dentiscutata heterogama is the source of this 996-nucleotide messenger RNA. Lineage: Eukaryota; Fungi; Glomeromycota; Glomeromycetes; Diversisporales; Gigasporaceae. The record is from the annotation of a GenBank genome assembly.
AUGAUAAUGAAAAAGAAAACCGGCAAGAAGAAGCUAGGGAGUGAAGAUGAAUGGUCCUCUGAAAAUGAAGAUUAUGAAGAGAACUAUGAGGAUGAAGGGGAUUAUGAAUCUGAGGUGGAUGAGAGUGAAGUAGUGGACAUGAAUCGGCGGGAACAAGGGUAUGAACAAUUAUUACAUGAUUUCGAAGUAGAAUCAGGCCAUAGAUUGUUAUGGGAAGGCCAUAGUGAUAUUGCCCAACAGUGGUGGGAAUAUGAGAAUGGAAAAGGAGCUGAAAUGUCACUUUCCCAGGACGAAGUAUACUUAGUGGACAAUUUAAGGGCCAUCCAGGAAGAAGUCAUAGAAGCCUCGGAGGAAGAAAAUGACCCCAAGUAUGAGGGUGAUGAAGGAUCAUCCGAUGGUAAUUAUUCUUUUUCUUCACAAUGGGAAACGUCAGAUGACGAUGAGUCCCAAAUAGAAGUUGUAAUAAGCAGUGGAUCGACAAGUCUAACCACCCCGGAGGAAGAAACUUUGACCGAAGAGUGGAAGGUUAAUAAGAGUCUUGCAGACCAAGUAAAACAAGAGGAUGCAAUGAUGGAUGAAUUUAUCAAAUGGCCAGAAAAUGAACAGGAAGAAACCUCUGAGCCACAAGCCAUUGGUAUCGGUGCAGAAGGAAUUGGUAUUGAAAAAGAUGAACAGGCAUUGGCCUUUGCGGGAAAAACUCGGCGCUUCGAAAAUGAGUUCUUCUUUUACAACCACCCCACCCUUAAUGACCAUAUAGCAGCCCGGGAGCUCAAUUUAAGGGAGGCCGUAUAUUGGGUAGAUUUUUGUGGCUAUCCUUUAAUUGCCAACGACCCAAAUGAAUUACUCAUCUUGCAAAAUCAGAUGCAAGAUGAGGUACAACAAAGUGAAGCACGGCAGUUAAUGACUUUACAAACCGGCAUUGACCCUGGGUAUGACCGAAGACUUGUGGAUGAUAAUGGUGUUCUUAUAUCACCUGUGGAAAUCGAGUUGGAUUAG